Haemonchus placei is the source of this 618-nucleotide messenger RNA. Lineage: Eukaryota; Metazoa; Nematoda; Chromadorea; Rhabditida; Trichostrongylidae. The record is from the annotation of a GenBank genome assembly.
CUUCUAGUACUAGUAGAUUUGAAGUAGGGAUCAUCAUCAGGUACUGGAAUCGGAGCACAGUUUUCACUCAAAGACGGUGAGUUACACGAUGAACAGUCCAGCGUUUUGCCAAGUGGACCGACAGAUGAGGGCAUGAAGAUGAUGUCGUGAGCGAUCCACUGCCCGAAUUGCAUAUAGAAAUGAUUUCUGGAGUAGUCAAACGCCGGCUUUGCUCCUUCUUGGUGAAUCUUGUUCGAUAUUUCUCUUGUUGAUGGAAGGACGGUUCCCUUGGCGCCUUUGGUUCGGAUCCGGUUGAACCCAUCCGCGUAACUAGCUUUUCCAAGAAGUCGACGAACAGGAGUUACAGCAGCUCCCUGCAUCGGAUUCUUGACAUUGUUACAUUUACCGGUGAUUGUUCGAAAUGAGUUACUGCUUGGACUGGUGCAGUCGGUCGUGCCACAUCCUGAAGUUUGACGCUUUCUCCGAGCUGGGCUAGUUUCCUUUAGAAGACUAUCGAUGUCAACCUCGCUGAGUUCAUCCAGAACUUCGACGCCAAGCUUUUCCACUACGAUCUUGGUCACUUCCGACAGAAAAUCUCCCUUGAGCUGCUCUAAUUCUGACUCACCAUUUGCUUUCUGA